This is a messenger RNA of Lemur catta (Ring-tailed lemur), 634 nucleotides long. RefSeq names its product transmembrane protein 213 (gene TMEM213). The transcript is spliced from 3 exons. The record is from RefSeq and is a predicted model, not a curated record. Bases 99 to 422 code for a protein of 107 amino acids. Lineage: Eukaryota; Metazoa; Chordata; Mammalia; Primates; Lemuridae.
UCCCCAAACACAGACAGGAGUUCACCUCCGGCAGAGUUGUUUUCCAGCUCCCGCAGGACGGGAGUGAGCUCGCUGCAGGGCACACCUCCCUCGCCAGCAUGCAGCGCCUCACCUCUGCCAGCCGGGCCGCCCUGCUCCUCUGCCUGGCCUGCGCCUCCGUCCGCUGGGCUCGCUGGGCAGAAGCCGGCAGCAGCAACAGCUCAGCCUUGACCGUCCACCGCCCAGACGCCGGGACCCUGGCGGAGUGCCCCAACGUCGACUUCUGCCCGCUGGCAGCCCGGUGCUGCCACGCCGGAGUGGACGAGCACGGCUGGAUCGCGGCGGCCGUUGGUUGGAGUCUCUGGUUUCUCACCCUCAUCCUGCUCUGCGUGGACAAACUGAUGAAGCUAACUCCAGAGGAGCCCAAGGACCUGCCAGUGUGAGACUGGGACUCCUGCCCCAGGAACGGAGAUCGCCACCAACGUUUGGAUAUCGGGCAGGGGACUAGAGCUAACGCGGCUUCUACGAUCUCAAAGUCAUUUUCGCCUUUAAGCUGCAGUUACUUUUAGAAGGAAAGGGAGGCCGGGCGUGGUGGCUCACACCUGUAAUCCUAGCACUCUGGGAGGCCGAGGCGGGUGGAUCGCUCGAGGUCAGG